Messenger RNA from Chanos chanos (milkfish), 10366 nucleotides. It is a transcript of the gene tln2a, whose product is annotated as talin 2a. The coding region runs from base 280 to 7908 and encodes 2542 amino acids. Lineage: Eukaryota; Metazoa; Chordata; Actinopteri; Gonorynchiformes; Chanidae. The transcript is spliced from 58 exons. Gene Ontology annotation, cellular component: plasma membrane; cytoskeleton; cytoplasm. The record is from RefSeq and is a predicted model, not a curated record. Gene Ontology annotation, molecular function: integrin binding; structural constituent of cytoskeleton; actin filament binding. Gene Ontology annotation, biological process: actin cytoskeleton organization; cell-cell adhesion.
UUUUAGCAGGAGGACCUUGGAAGAUUGUCCAUAUUGAAAAUGUGGUUCUGUAAUGGUAUGGAACAGAUGAAACUUGAAUCAGUGAGGAGUUACCUGAAUUUGGUUUUGCUGAUUCCCAGUUCUUAGACUAUACGGUUAAUGGUGUGUAUCUGAAGUCACCCUCCGGAGCACAUUUGUACUUAACAUAAUGAAAAACUGCUCUGAAGAUCUGCAGACAUCCAGGGCUGUGUAAGCCUCAGCUUUACGGUGCCGAGUGUUUGUAGCUCCUCAGCAGGCAGGAUGGUGGCGCUGUCUCUGAAGAUAUGCGUGCGGCAGUGCAACGUGGUGAAGACUAUGCAGUUUGAGCCGGCCACUGCUGUGUAUGAUGCAUGUAGAGUGAUCAGAGAGAGAGUACCAGAGGCUCAGACUGGACAGGCUUCAGAAUACGGACUCUUUCUGUCCGACGAGGACCCAAGGAAAGGCAUCUGGCUGGAAUCAGGAAGAACCUUGGAUUACUACAUGCUGAGAAAUGGGGAUAUUCUGGAAUACAAGAAAAAGCUGAGGCCACAGAAGAUUAAGAUGUUGGAUGGUGCUGUGAAGACCAUUAUGGUGGAUGAUUCUAAAACUGUGGGAGAGUUGCUGGUGACUAUCUGCAGUAGAAUAGGAAUCACAAACUAUGAAGAAUAUUCUUUGAUCCAGGAAGUGGUGGAGGAGAAGAAGGAUGAAGGGACUGGUACUCUAAAGAAAGACAGAACGCUACUCAGGGAGGAGAGGAAGAUGGAGAAACUUAAAGCCAAAUUGCACACAGAUGAUGACUUGAACUGGUUGGACCAUGGUCGUACGUUCAGAGAGCAGGGUGUGGAUGAGAGCGAGACGCUCCUGCUGAGACGAAAGUUCUUCUACUCGGAUCAGAACGUGGACUCUCGAGACCCUGUGCAGCUCAACCUGCUCUACGUGCAGGCCCGAGAUGACAUCCUUAAUGGAUCUCACCCUGUGUCGUUUGAUAAGGCGUGUGAGUUUGGAGGUAUUCAGGCACAGAUCCAGUUUGGCCCUCAUAUCGAACACAAACACAAGGCUGGAUUCCUGGACCUGAAGGAGUUCCUUCCUAAAGAAUACAUUAAGCAGAGAGGAGCAGAGAAAAAAAUCUUUCAGGAGCAUAAAACUUGUGGAGAGAUGACUGAGAUUGAAGCCAAAGUCAAAUAUGUGAAACUGGCUAGGUCACUCAGAACAUAUGGAGUCUCCUUCUUCCUGGUGAAGGAGAAGAUGAAAAGUAAGAAUAAAUUGGUCCCACGUUUGCUGGGUAUAACCAAAGAGUCAGUGAUGCGUGUGGAUGAGAAAACCAAAGACGUGGUGCAAGAGUGGCCUCUGACUACUGUGAAGAGAUGGGCAGCUUCACCCAAGAGCUUCACUCUGGAUUUUGGGGAGUAUCAGGAAAGCUAUUACUCUGUCCAAACCACUGAGGGAGAGCAGAUUUCACAGCUCAUAGCUGGUUACAUUGACAUUAUUCUGAAGAAGAAGCAGAGUAAGGAUCGCUUUGGCCUGGAGGGAGAUGAGGAGGCCACAAUGCUCGAGGAAUCAGUCUCACCGAAGAGGUCCACUAUUCUGCAGCAGCAGUUUAACCGUGUGGGCCGUGCUGAACAUGGUUCUGUGGCUCUGCCGGGUGUGUUGAGGUCUGGUGCCGUUGGGCCAGAGACACUGAACUUGGGCACCAUGCCCUCUGCCCAGCAACAAAUCACCACUGGCCAAAUGCACCGUGGCCAUAUGCCGCCACUGAGUGCAGCCCAGCAGGCCUUAGUGGGAACCAUUAACACCAGUAUGCAGGCAGUACAGCAGGUACAGGCAGAUCUUGAGGAAGCAGACGACCUGCCUCCACUGGGACAGGACAUGGCCUCACGGGUUUGGAUCCAGAACAAAGUGGAUGAGUCGAAGCAUGAGAUCCACUCUCAGGUGGAUGCCAUCACUGCAGGAACUGCCUCUGUGGUCAAUCUCACUGCAGGUGACCCCACAGACACAGACUACACCGCAGUAGGCUGUGCCAUCACCACUAUCUCCUCCAACCUGACGGAGAUGUCGAAGGGGGUGAAGCUGCUUGCUGCACUAAUGGAGGAUGAGGUGGGCAGCGGGCAGGAUCUGAUGCGGGCAGCUAGAACACUAACCGGAGCUGUAUCUGACUUGUUGAAAGCCGUGGAGCCCUCUUCUGGAGAGCCUCGGCAGACAGUGCUGACAGCAGCGGGCAGUAUUGGUCAGGCCAGUGGUGACCUGCUGCGACAGAUUGGAGAGAAUGAGACGGAUGAGAGAUUCCAAGAUGUUCUGAUGAACUUAGCAAAAGCUGUAGCCAAUGCAGCAGCAAUGAUGGUCCUGAAGGCUAAGAAUGUGGCCCAGGUCUCUGAGGAUACGGUUUUACAGAACAGGGUCAUCGCUGCAGCAACCCAGUGUGCCCUCUCCACCUCACAACUUGUUGCCUGUGCGAAGGUUGUUAGCCCUACCAUCAGUUCCCCAGUGUGUCAGGAGCAAUUGAUUGAGGCAGGAAAACUGGUCGACCGCUCAGUGGAAGGCUGUGUCAAGGCGUGUCUGUCAGCCACUAACGACGAGGAACUGCUGAAGGCGGUCAGUGCUGCUGCAAGUGUCGUGACCCAGGCGCUCAGCGACCUCCUGACACACGUCAGAAAUUACACCAUGCGAGGGGAGCCAAUCGGACGCUACGACCAAGCCACAGACACCAUUAUGACCGUCACAGAGAGCAUAUUCUGCUCCAUGGGGGAUGCAGGUGAGAUGGUUCGACAGGCACGUGUGCUGGCCCAGGCAACCUCUGAUCUGGUGAACGCAAUGAGGUCAGAUGCAGAGGUUGAGAUCGACGUGGAUAACUCUAAGAAACUUCUGGCUGCCGCCAAGCUACUUGCUGAUGCUACGGCACGAAUGGUGGAGGCUGCAAAGGGUGCAGCGGCAUACCCUGAGAACGAAGACCAGCAGCAGAAGUUGCGUGAAGCUGCAGAGGGACUUCGUGUUGCCACCAACGCUGCAGCACAAAAUGCCAUUAAGAAAAAACUCAUCAACAGAUUGGAGAAUGCCGCCAAGCAAGCUGCUGCAGCUGCCACUCAAACCAUCGCUGCAGCCCAGAAUGCAGCAGCCUCCAACAAGAACACGGCUGCCCACCAGCAACUGGUGCAGAGCUGCAAGGCUGUGGCAGACCAUAUUCCACAACUGGUGCAGGGAGUUAGGGGCAGUCAGGGACAGCCUGAUGAUGGGAGUGCACAGUUGGCUCUCAUUAUUGCCAGUGAGAACUUCCUCCAGCCUGGCAGUAAAAUGGUGACGUCUGCAAAGUCUUCGGUUCCCACGGUGGCGGAUCAAGCGGCGGCCAUGCAGCUCGGGCAGUGUGCCAAGAACCUGGCAACCAGCUUGGCAGAGCUUCGUACUGCCGCGCAGAAGGCUCACGAGGCCUGUGGCCCUAUGGAAAUAGACUCUGCUCUUACAGCAGUGGAGACCCUGAGAAAUGAACUCCAGGAUGCAAAACAGGCAUCCGCAGAGGGACAGCUCAAACCUCUCCCCGGAGAAACACUGGAGAAAUGUGCUCAGGAUGUUGGAAGCACAUCCAAAUCAGUGGGUUCAUCCAUGGCUCAGCUGCUAACCUGUGCUGCUCAGGGCAACGAGCACUAUACUGGUGUGGCUGCCAGAGAGACUGCCCAAGCCCUGAAAACUCUUGCACAGGCUGCAAGAGGCGUGGCUGCUGCGACCUCUGACCCUGAGUCUGCCACAGCCAUGUUGGAUUCGGCUUCUGAAGUCAUGGAGGGUUCAGCUAUGUUAAUCUCUGAAGCCAAGGAGGCUCUCAUUGCUCCAGGAGAUGCCGACAGGCAACAAAGACUAGCACAGGUAGCGAAGACUGUGUCUCACUCUCUGAAUGCGUGUGUCAACUGUCUGCCAGGGCAGAAAGAUGUUGACAUGGCACUAAAGAGCAUCGGAGAAGCCAGUAAAAAACUCCUUGUAGAGACGCUGCCCCCCUGCAGUAAGUCAUUCCAAGAAGCCCAGAGUGAUCUGAACCAGACAGCCGCUGAUCUGAACCAGUCGGCUGGCGAUGUGGUUCAUGCCUCCAGGGGAAACAGCAGCCAACUGGCCGAUGCCUCUGGUAAAUUCAGCCAGGACUUUGAUGAGUUUCUGGACGCUGGUAUUGAGAUGGCUGGACACACACAAAGUAAAGAUGACCAGAUCCAGGUCAUUGGGAACCUGAGGAACAUUUCCAUGGCCUCCAGUAAACUGCUUCUUGCAGCUAAGUCUCUGUCAGUGGACCCUGCAGCUGGCAAUGCCAAGAACCUGCUUGCUGCUGCAGCCAGAUCGGUGACUGAUAGUAUAAACCAGCUGAUCACCAUGUGUACUCAACAUGCCCCAGGCCAAAGGGAAUGUGAUAAUGCUCUGAGAGAGCUGGAGGCAGUAAGAGGACUGUUGGACAACCCUAAUGAGUCAGUCAACGAUCUCUCAUACUUUGACUGCAUUGAGAGUGUCAUGGAAAACUCAAAGGUGCUGGGUGAGUCCAUGGCUGGAAUCUCUAAUAACUGUAAAAUAGGAGAUGUUCCAGCAUUUGGAGAGUGUGUGGGUGUGGCCUCUAAAGCUCUGUGUGGACUCACUGAGGCAGCUGGACAGGCUGCUUAUCUGGUGGGUGUGUCCGACCCCAACAGCCAAGCAGGUUAUCAGGGUUUGGUCGAUCCAGUCCAGUUUGCUCGGGCCAACCAGGCAAUACAGAUGGCAUGCCAGAACCUUGUAGAUCCAGACAGCAGCCCCUCUCAGGUGCUCUCUGCAGCUACUAUUGUAGCUAAGCACACCUCAGCACUUUGUAAUGCGUGCCGCCUGGCUUCCUCUAAGACCGCCAAUCCAGUGGCUAAGCGUCACUUUGUCCAGUCCGCCAAAGAGGUGGCCAACAGUACAGCCAAUCUGGUUAAAACCAUCAAAACUCUUGAUGGAGAUUUCUCAGAGGAAAAUCGUGAGAAAUGUCGUCUAGCCACAGCACCACUCAUCGAGGCUGUAGAGAACCUGACCACCUUUGCUUCCAAUCCAGAAUUUGCUAGUGUACCUGCUCAAAUCAGCAGUGAGGGCUCUGCUGCUCAAGCACCCAUCAUCCAGUCAGCACGCUCCAUGCUGGAUAGCUCUACUGAACUCCUAAAAACUGCUCGCUCAUUGGUCAUGAACCCAAAAGACCCACCCACCUGGUCCAUUCUUGCUAGCCACUCGCGCACCGUGUCUGACUCAAUCAAGAAUCUCAUCACUGCUAUCAGAGAUAAGGCUCCUGGCCAGAGAGAAUGUGAUGCCUCCAUAGACAUCAUUAAUAGAUGUAUCAGAGACAUUGAGCAGGCUUCACUGGCAGCUGUCAGCCAGAAUUUGCCGAGCCGAGAUGACAUUUCCUUAGAGGCUUUGCAGGAGCAGUUGACAUCUUCCGUUCAGGAGGUUGGUCACCUGAUUGAACCUAUCUCCACAGCGGCCAGAGGAGAGGCUGCACAACUUGGACACAAGGUCACUCAGCUGGCCAGUUACUUUGAGCCUCUGGUCACAGCAUCAGUGGGCAUGGCCUCCAAGCUUCUUGACCACCAGCAGCAGAUGGCCUUCCUUGACCAGACCAAGACUCUCGCCGAAUCCGCCCUACAGAUGCUGUACGCAGCCAAGGAGGGUGGAGGAAACCCCAAGGCAACUCAUACUCAUGAUGCCAUAGCGGAGGCUGCCCAGUUGAUGAGGGAGGCAGUGGAUGACAUCACACUGACACUGAACGAAGCUGCCAGUGAGGUCGGGCUGGUUGGAGGCAUGGUGGAUUCCAUCACUGAGGCCAUGGGCAAGUUGAGUGAGGGGACCCCGUCUGAACCAGAGGGCUCAUUUGUGGAUUAUCAGACCAUUAUGGUGAAAUACUCUAAGGCCAUUGCUGUCACAGCACAGGAGAUGAUGACUAAAUCAGUAAGUGCUCCAGAGGAGCUGGGUAGCUUGGCUUCUCAGGUCACUGCUGACUACAGUCAACUGGCAGUACAGGGACGCUUAGCAGCUGCUACAGCGGAGCCUGAAGAGAUUGGGUUCCAGAUAAAGACGCGUGUGCAAGAGUUGGGCCAUGGCUGUGUUGUCCUCGUGCAGAAGGCUGGAGCUUUGCAGAUCUGUCCAUCAGACACUUUCACAAAGAGAGAACUCAUUGAAUGUGCAAGAACUGUGACAGAAAAGGUUUCCAUGGUGCUCUCUGCACUUCAGGCGGGUAAUAAAGGCACACAGGCAUGCAUCACAGCAGCCAGCGCUGUGUCUGGUAUCAUUGCUGACCUAGACACCACUAUCAUGUUUGCCUCUGCUGGCACACUGAAUGCUGAGAAUGAGGACUCCUUCGCUGACCACAGGGAGAGUAUCCUAAAGACUGCAAAGGCUCUGGUGGAGGACACUAAGAUGCUGGUGUCUGGCGCAGCAUCCAGUCAGGAAAAACUGGCCCAGGCUGCCCAGUCCUCCGCCAAGACCAUCACACAGCUCACUGAUGUGGUUAAACUGGGAGCAGCCAGUAUUGGCCCUGAUGACCCUGAAACACAGGUGGUGUUGAUAAAUGCCGUUAAAGAUGUGGCUAAAGCUUUAGGUGAGCUCAUCGGCGCCACCAAGUGUGCAGCAGGCAAAGCAGCAGAUGAUCCAUCCAUGUUCCAAUUAAAGAGUGCAGCAAAGGUGAUGGUGACCAAUGUGACAUCCCUGUUGAAGACUGUAAAGGCAGUGGAAGAUGAGGCCACACGAGGGACCAGAGCGCUGGAGGCCACCAUUGAGUGUAUCAAACAGGAACUUGCGGUGUUCCAGUCUAAAGAGGCUCCAGAGAAGUUCACUUCACCUGAGGAAUUCAUCCGUACUACAAAGGGCAUCACCACGGCAACAGCUAAAGCUGUUGCUGCUGGUAACUCAACCAGGCAGGAAGAUGUCAUUUCUACUGCCAACCUUAGCCGCAAAGCCAUGUCAGAUAUGCUGACCACAUGCAAGCAAGCUGCCUAUCAUGAGGAUGUGAAUGAAGAGGUCAGAAACAGAGCCCUGCUCUAUGGAUCAGAGUGCACCAACGGAUACAUUCAGCUACUGGAGCAUGUGCUGCAGGUCUUACAGAGGCCCACUGUGGAGCAGAAGCAGCAGCUGGUUGUUUUUUCUAAGCGGGUAGCUGGAGCCGUCACUGAACUCAUACAGACAGCAGAGGCCAUGAAAGGCACAGAGUGGGUAGACCCAGAGGAUCCUACAGUAAUAGCAGAAACAGAAUUGUUGGGAGCAGCGGCAUCCAUCGAAGCUGCGGCUAAAAAACUGGAGCAACUCAAACCUAGAGCCAAACCAAAGCAAGCUGAUGAGAGUCUGGACUUUGAGGAGCAGAUCCUGGAAGCAGCCAAAUCCAUUGCAGCAGCAACCAGUGCUCUUGUCAAAUCAGCCUCAGCUGCCCAGAGAGAGCUGGUAGCACAGGGCAAGGUGGGCUCCAUUCCUGCUAAUGCUGUGGAUGACGGUCAGUGGUCACAAGGGCUCAUCUCAGCUGCUCGCAUGGUUGCCGCAGCGACCAGUAACUUGUGUGAGGCGGCAAAUGCUUCGGUCCAGGGCCACGCCAGCGAGGAGAAGCUCAUCUCCUCUGCCAAACAGGUGGCGGCUUCCACCGCUCAGCUGCUGGUGGCCUGUAAAGUCAAAGCCGACCAGGACUCAGAGGCCAUGCGCAGGCUACAGGCUGCAGGUAAUGCUGUGAAGCGGGCGUCUGAUAACCUGGUCAGAGCCGCUCAAAAAGCAGCUUUCGACAAGGCUGAUGAUGACAACGUGGUCGUCAAAACCAAGUUCGUCGGAGGAAUUGCUCAGAUCAUUGCAGCUCAGGAGGAGAUGCUGCGGAAGGAGAGAGAGCUGGAGGAGGCCAGGAAGAAACUGGCUCAGAUCAGACAACAACAGUACAAGUUCCUUCCAAGUGAACUGAGAGAGGAUGAAGACUAAAUGGCAGCUAACUCUGACUGAAAUUUAAAUGUAUAUGCGUGUGUAUGUGUGUGCACGAGAGAAAAAGUGUGUUUGCAUCUGUACAUAUGUACUGAGGUACUUGGGAAAAACUUUGUCGUGAAGGAUGAGCUUGUUCAGAUUGUUUAUGAAGGAUGGACUCGUUAUGAGUGUGAUCCAUGUUCUUUACAGUGGUGAGGAUGUCUCGGGCCCUAAACUUGGCCUCGGGACUUUCAGUACUGGAUCCACAAGACCUCCACGUUACAGUAUGUACCAUUCUUCCCGGGAUGAGACUGAAGUUACCCUCCGUGACUAUUUUCAUAGCUAUAAAUGAUUUAAUAGUUCGCAAUAGUGUAGAUUUAGAUCAGAUGUAGUCUUGAAUUGUGCUGCUUUUGAGAGAAAAAAAGAACAUUUCAAAUCCUCGGUGAAUGUUUGAUAUGAGUUAAUGGGGCUAAUUUAUAGUCUUUGAUGGACUCCCUUAAACUGCUUUGAUGCUCAUGUGGUAUUCAAGCAAAAGAAAACAAGAACUAUGUAUGGAUACCCAGAACUACACUGUUUUUUACUACAAUUAUGAUAACACUGCAUAGAUUACAUGUAAUACAAACAGUACUACACAACACUAAUUUACAGUUUAGUGUAUCUAAGUGUAUAGACGACAUUUACACAAUCCACAGUCUACACAAUUGUCUAGAUGUCCAGUCCUCCUCUGAUCAGGUGGUAGCCUGAGGAUGCUCCACAGUAAUUUUGCACAUUUACAGGUGACUUUUCUGUGAGAGAAUCCAGAGCUCUUGCAACUAUUAAGAGGAGGUGGGAUUUCAUGUCAGAUUUAAAGAUGUCACUGACCAAAAACAUGAUAUAACGAUGCAAAAAAAGAGAAAAGAAAAUAGACAGAGUAUAUGUCAUGAAACAAGAGGGCACUCUAUGUUUUGAUGGAGAAUUCAGAGUCAGUGUCAUAGUAUGAAUGUAAAACGUAUAGGGCUUGAACACAUACUGAAGUCUGAACUCCUUUCAAGAGCAGCCUUAUGCUAACUGCUUUCUUUAGUUGAUCUGCUUAUUGAGUGGAUGAUUUAAGUCUUUUUUUCUUCUUCUUAGAGACUAGACUCAGUGUGCUUACAGUGUCACUCAGGUCAGCUUCCUCUACACUUAUCUGAUGUAAGGGAACGAGUCACUGUAUCACUUUUUUUUUAUCCCCUUUUCCUUUACUUUCUCCAUUUCUAGGUGCUAUUAGAGUCCUGUAGAAUGAUCUAGAACAGGACAGUUCCUUUUCAAAAAUUUAGUGGAGAAUUUUACAGUCAAGUUGUAGUGCCUGCUCUCUCUCUCUCUCUCUCUCUCUCUCUCUCUCUCUCUCUCUCUCUCUCUCUCUCUCUCUCUCUCUGAGCCUGAAUAGUUGGCUGCUAUUUUGAUUCAGUUUAACGGAUGUGGCUGGAUUCCUGCAACACAGCCCAGCUUAAUGACGGUGUAGACACAUCUAUUGUUUUUACUCUACCCUCAUGCAGUUGGACGUGGUCCAGUCUCAGGCUGUCUGACACUCUGUGGUGUAGUCACUGCUCUAUGACUCUGCCCAGGCCUCUCUGUUCUGUCUCUGUCUGCCUCUUCUGCUUGGCCCUGUGUUCUGAGUAGCAUUUGUGCCUUAGUCUACAGCUAGGAGUGCAUCAGCUGUAAAAGAAGGUGAUUGUAGUAGCCUUUUCUGCUUGUAGAGAACAGGGCUGAACACAGGUGGUCUGGACUUUCUGGGACAUCUGCACUGAGCCCUCAGAUCUCUCAGCUAUUCACUCAUCUGUUACCAGACCUGCCACUAACAUGCAAUUAUAUCUGUGUGAUCCAGAAUAUGUACAUAUGUAUUCUUUGAAAGAGGUGUGUACCCACUGUUCCUCUCUGUGUAUUAACACUGAAAAGUCUGCAUGUCCCAUUUUUAUGAAAGCGUUUAUGAAUAGAGUGGUGUGUGUUGGUUGAUCCGCUUGCUGGUUCAGAGCAGUCUGUCAGUAUUCACAAAACCAUGUUACUGUGUGAAAGAAUCAACAGCUAAUAUGAACACAACAUAUAAGUAUGAUUAUUCUUCAUUAUUACAACACAUUUUUCAUACAGCAUUCCUGGAGUAUGCACCCUAGUGCUUCUGAAGCCUUCUGGUUAAAGUUGCUGAAUCCAUUUCCAGUUUGAGUAGUUGUCUGUGUCUUUUGGACUAUCACUGAUGAAGCCACUAUCAGAUAGCUUAAACAUGAAGAAAAUUUUAAAGUGUAGAUCAGUAAAAGACUCAAAUGCAAUGUGACAUUUUACUGGAUCUGGGGGGAAAAAAGGACUGAAUUGUUCAUUUUGAAUGUGUCUAAUUUUAAUAGAAUAGAUAUAAGAUUACUGCAAUAAAGAUAUAGACUUGAAGUGAUGUAUGUAAACUAUUUAUCUGGCCACCAGGGGAAAACUAAUAUUUUUUGUAUUCACUCAAAAUAAAGGGUUUCAAACCACUGUU